This is a messenger RNA of Neomonachus schauinslandi (Hawaiian monk seal), 1074 nucleotides long. It is a transcript of the gene GPR20, whose product is annotated as G protein-coupled receptor 20. Bases 1 to 1074 code for a protein of 357 amino acids. Gene Ontology annotation, biological process: phospholipase C-activating G protein-coupled receptor signaling pathway; positive regulation of Rho protein signal transduction. The transcript has a single exon. Gene Ontology annotation, molecular function: G protein-coupled receptor activity. Gene Ontology annotation, cellular component: membrane. Lineage: Eukaryota; Metazoa; Chordata; Mammalia; Carnivora; Phocidae. The record is from RefSeq and is a predicted model, not a curated record.
AUGCCCUCUGUGUCUCCGGCGGGCUCCUGGGCCCCGGCGGCCCCCAACACCACGGCGGCGGAGGCCAACAUCAGCAUGCCAGAGAAGCCCCUGUUCCACGUGUUUGCCCGGCUGGACGAGGAGCUGCACGCCGCCUUCCCGGGCCUGUGGCUAGCGCUGAUGGUGGUGCACGGCGUCAUCUUCCUGGCGGGGCUGGUGCUCAACGGGCUGGCGCUGUACGUCUUCUGCUGCCGCACCCAGGCCAAGACGCCCUCGGUCAUCUACACCAUCAACCUGGUGGUGACUGACCUGCUGGUGGGCCUGUCCCUGCCCACGCGCUUUGCAGUCUUCUACGGCACGCGCGGCUGCUUGCGAUGCGCCUUCCCACACGUCUUCGGCUACUUCCUCAACAUGCACUGCUCCAUCCUCUUCCUCACCUGCAUCUGCGUGGACCGCUACCUGGCCAUCGUGCAGCCCGACGGUUCUCGCCGCUGGCGCCAGCCCGCCUGCGCCAGGGCCGCGUGCGCCUUCGUGUGGCUGGCCGCCGGCACCGUGACCUUGUCUGUGCUGGGCGUGACAGCCGGCGGGCGGCCUUGCUGCCGCGUGUUCGCGCUGACCGUGCUGGAGUUCCUGCUGCCGCUGCUGGUCAUCAGCGUGUUCACGGGCCGCAUCGUGUGCGCACUGUCCCGGCCGGGCCUGCUGCGCCAGGGUCGCCAGCGCCGCGUGCGGGCCAUGCAGCUGCUGCUCACUGUGCUCAUCAUCUUCCUCGUCUGCUUCACGCCCUUCCACGCCCGCCAGGUGGCCGUGGCGCUGUGGCCCGAUGUGCCGCGCCACGCCAGCCUCGUGGCCUACCACGUGGCCGUGACCCUCAGCAGCCUCAACAGCUGCAUGGAUCCCAUCGUCUACUGCUUUGUCACCAGCGGCUUCCAGACCACCGUCCGAGGCCUCUUGCGCCGCCACGGAGCCCGGUACGAGCCCAACAGCAGCAACAUGGUCAGCAUGCACAAGAGCUCCAGAGGCUCGGGCCACAAUCACAUCCUCGGUGCCAGCCCCAGCACCUUCACCCAGGACUUAGCCAACGGGCCUGACACCUAG